CUUCUUCUUUUUUUUUUUUUUUUAUGGGGGUGGGUGGUGCUUGUUAUAUGCUUACCUUUUUCUUUUCUUUUUUCAUUUUUACAAUUUUCCUUUUUUCUCCUCACCCCUCAAUACCUAGGGGCUUGAGUGAGUUUAAGAUUGGGUUUUCUUGGAAAUCAACUGUCCAUCACUAAUUUUAAACAAUUUCCCCACCUCCAAAGAAUCUAUUCCUUAUUACAAUUUGGAAUGUGGUUAAUGAAAAACAAGUAGGGAGGAUUUCUGGGGCAAACACUGCUGGAUCAGGAUCGUAGUUCUCAAGCACGGAAUGGCUAGCGUGAGGAACACCAAAGGCAGGACCAUCUCAGAUCUUCAUUAUGGCAACUCAUGCAAGAAGCUGUUGAAUUAGAACCAUUUCCUAUAGAUGAGAAACCAUACAAGCAGUGGUAUUUAUGAGCCUCCAUUUAUUGUACUACUGCAGUGAACCAACCUUGGAUGUGAAAAUUGCCUUUUGUCAGGUGUGUGUUCCUUACAGGUAAAACAAGGGAUUCGAUAAACAAGUGGAUGUGUCAUAUAUUGCCAAACAUUACAACAUGAGCAAAAGCAAAGUUGACAACCAAUUCUACAGUGUGGAAGUGGGAGACUCAACCUUCACAGUUCUCAAGCGCUACCAGAAUUUAAAGCCUAUUGGCUCUGGGGCUCAGGGAAUAGUUUGUGCUGCGUAUGAUGCCGUUCUUGACAGAAAUGUGGCCAUUAAGAAGCUCAGCAGACCCUUUCAGAACCAAACGCAUGCCAAGAGAGCUUACCGGGAGCUAGUCCUCAUGAAGUGUGUGAACCAUAAAAACAUUAUUAGUUUAUUAAAUGUCUUCACACCCCAGAAAACACUGGAGGAGUUCCAGGAUGUUUACUUAGUAAUGGAACUGAUGGAUGCCAACUUGUGUCAGGUGAUUCAAAUGGAAUUAGACCAUGAGCGAAUGUCUUACCUGCUAUACCAAAUGUUGUGUGGCAUCAAACACCUCCACUCUGCUGGAAUUAUUCACAGGGAUUUAAAACCAAGUAACAUUGUAGUCAAGUCUGAUUGUACAUUGAAAAUCCUCGACUUUGGACUCGCCAGGACGGCAGGCACAAGUUUCAUGAUGACUCCUUAUGUGGUGACCCGUUAUUAUAGAGCCCCUGAGGUUAUUCUGGGAAUGGGCUACAAGGAGAACGUGGAUAUAUGGUCUGUGGGAUGCAUUAUGGGAGAAAUGGUUCGCCACAAAAUCCUCUUUCCAGGAAGGGACUAUAUUGACCAGUGGAACAAGGUGAUUGAGCAAUUAGGAACGCCAUGCCCAGAAUUCAUGAAGAAAUUGCAACCCACAGUAAGAAACUAUGUGGAGAAUCGGCCCAAGUAUGCAGGACUCACCUUCCCCAAGCUCUUUCCAGAUUCCCUCUUCCCAGCGGACUCUGAGCACAAUAAACUCAAAGCCAGCCAAGCCAGGGACUUAUUGUCAAAGAUGCUAGUGAUUGAUCCAGCAAAAAGGAUAUCCGUGGAUGACGCCUUACAACACCCUUACAUCAAUGUCUGGUACGACCCUGCCGAAGUGGAGGCGCCUCCACCUCAGAUAUAUGACAAACAGUUGGACGAAAGAGAACACACCAUUGAAGAAUGGAAAGAACUUAUCUACAAGGAGGUAAUGAAUUCGGAAGAAAAGACUAAAAAUGGUGUUGUAAAAGGACAACCUUCUCCUUCAGGUGCAGCAGUGAACAGCAGUGAGAGUCUCCCUCCAUCUUCGUCUGUCAAUGACAUCUCCUCCAUGUCCACCGACCAGACCCUGGCAUCUGACACUGACAGCAGCCUGGAAGCCUCAGCAGGACCCCUGGGUUGUUGCAGGUGACUAGCCGCCUGCCUGCGAAACCCAGCGUUCUUCAGGAGAUGAUGCGAUGGAACACACACACACGCAGACACUCACGCGCACACACAAACACAGACACGCAACUAUAAGAAAAUGGCAAGGGAGAGAAUCCAAGCCUAAAAUUGAAACAAAUCUUUCAGCCUGCUUCUUCUCCAGAGUUCUGUAUUGCAGCUAAGCUAAAUGUAUAUUUAACUUCUAGUUGCUCUUGCUUUGGUCUUCCUCCAAUGAUGCUUACUACAGAAAGCAACUCAAAUACAAUUAGAAAAGCCUUUUCCAUAAAGUGUAAUUUUAAUGGCUGCAAAACCAGCAACCUGUAACUGCCCUUUCAAAUGGCAUGACAAGGUGUGCAGUGGCCCCAUCCAGCAUGUGUGUGUCUCUAUCUUGCAUCUACCUGCUCCUUUUGGCCUAGUCAGAUGGAUGUAGAUACAGAUCCGCAUGUGUCUGUAUUCAUACAGCACUACUUAGAGACGCUACUGUCAGUGUCCUCAGGGCUCUACCAAGACAUCAUGCACUGGGGUACCACAUGGUCCACUUCAUGUGAUCUAUUACUCUGACAUAAACCCAUCUGUAAUAUAUUGCCAGUAUAUAAGCUAUUUAGUUUGUUAAUUGAUUAAGCUGUAUGUCUUAUAAGAAAACAUGUAAAGGGGGAAAAUAUGGGGGGAGUGAGCUCUCUCGGACCCUUGAAGAUGUAGCUUCCAAAUUUGAACUGAUUAAAUGGCACCUGUAUACCAAUUUGUAGAAAGAACAUAUGUGAUGCUUAUGUACAGUGUGGGGGCGGGAGGGGGUAACAGUUUCCAGGUACUAAAUGGUUUGGCUUUUAGAAGGAAGGUGGGGUAAAAAGUUAAGGGUCUUUUUUCUGACACUGAGCCUGUAGGAGAGACUAGAGUGUAGCAUUUCAGUGUGGAGGAACACCUCAAAGAGAUUAUUACCCAGAUAAUAUUCUGGAGACACCGACAUCCACAGUUUACAGAGUAGACCUCAUUGUCAUUCACAAAUUAUGGGUCACAUCUGGACAGAGAGUGGCAGAGAGUGGUGGUGAGUCAGGGUUAUUGUGUCCAUAUCUGAUGGUAAGAACCCCUCCCUGGAACGAAGUGGAAUUGCCUCUGGAUGAUGUACUUAACAGAAAAUGAACCUACGUAGACUAUUUUCAGAUUGUGGGUUGUGUUUUCCAUGAGUGUGCUACUUCCCAGGUUUAUACCCUGCCAUGGUUUUAUUUUGAGAAAAAAUGUUACUUUCCUCUUCUGGAAUAAAAAAGAAAUGUUAGUUACUUAAACUUAAAAACAAACAAACCCAAAACACGGGGUGAUCCUCAGGUCAGCAUUUGAAAACAUUUCCACAGACGUUAGUAUUCCUCAGGGGUUUCCCUGACUCCUUAAUAUGGCUGAUGUUCCAUGUUUAUUUAUUUUCAUAAAUUUGAACAAUUCAAGAAGGGCUGAUAAUCUGAGUUUUGUACUGCAGUUGACGUGACAGCAAUAACUCUUCCCAUAAGUUACUGCUGCUAAAUAGCUUUAGCAAUAUGAGUUUGUCUUAAAAGCCAUGAAGCGUAUGUGUCAAUGUUUAGCAAAAUCACCUGAAUUUAGCUCAAAUCAAAUGAAAGUGCUUUCCCGAGCACUUAAGAAGGCACUGUGAAACAUCUUGGUUAUAUACAAGGCGAUACCAGGGUGACUUCUUAGCAAUAAUAGGGACCAGGUGGAGGCUUCCCUUCUUACUCACUUUGGUGAAGUACCCAUCACAGUUAUUUGCACUCUGACCGUUUUGGUGCUCACCAAUGUGGUGGUAUUUCACCUGAAGAAGAAGUGAAACACAUGAAAUGGACGGUUGAUGAGUGGGAUAUGACUGGCAAAUGGAAUCCCUUCAAAAAUAGAGCAAACAAGAAUGCUAGUGCUCUGAAAAUUGCCUUAAAUACAACAAUGGGGAAGCUUUGUCUCUUUCAAGCAAUAGAGCCAACCCCCACCAUCACCAUGUGAGCAAUGCUGCCAUUAAUGGGAUUGCUUCACAAUAGGAUUCAUGACAACAGGUCAUUUGUUUAAAAUGGGGAGAAAAAAACCCAGCCUGUGCAGCUUGUCCCCUGGAAUAAAAGUGGCCCAGCUUCUUUCUCUUGCUGCCAUUCUUUUUGAUUAAAAUUGCAGACAACUUGAUUUUACAAAUACCUCCGCAUUCACAUGGGUUCUCUCACUUUUCCUUCUGUCACUUCCCACUCCCCACUUUAAAAAAAAAAAACAAACAACUUCUCUGUAUCCCUUCUUCUUUACUUACCCCCUUUUUCUGGAUUUUUCUUUUGUUGCACCUGUGUCCUCUCUCUGUGCUUGACUUUCUAGCACAUGUGAUUAAGUGCAGGGAACAGGCAACUGUCGCAAGCAUAAUCUCAUUAGCCACAAAAUGGCAUCAAAAGACAGAAGGAAAUCUCCAGCCAGCAUCGUAGAAGUGCAUGACAGUUGGACGAUCUCUUGGGUGUGCAGAAGUGAUUUUUUUUUUUUUACUCAGAUUAAACCAAACAAGAAUCAGGCUAAUACUCCCUUGGUAUUGCUUGCCUUCCCUAAACUCCGCUAGUUUGAUCUCUCCUGUUAUAUGGCUCUUGGGAGCUUAUCACCUUUACUAGGUAUCCCUUAUGGACAAGAAAAAAUGGAACAAAUCCCUCCGAUUGAAAUAUCUGUACAAACACAGCUAAGAGUUGGGCUUCUUGAGUGCUUAUAAGAUUAGUUUUACUAGGUUAUCAAAACAAGAUAGGUCAUAGGAGAAUAAAGAGAAUUUUCAUUUCAAAAGCUCAACAUUCACCAUCUUGGGUCUACUUUAUUAUAAUACCUUCAGGAGGUGAUUCUGUUAUUAUCAAAUUUUCAGAAUGUAUUAUGUUCUGCAUUGAGUAUUUUCUUUAAAAGCAAAAACAAAAACAAAAACAAAAACAAAUGUUUCCUGUGUAGUCACCUGCUAAUUCCAAAGGACUUUCUUGCUUUUCACACAAGGAAGUGUCAAGUCCGCUGGACUAUAUUCCUGGGAGAAGUGAAAGUCCUAUCUGUGGUUGGGGUUCAUUUUGGAUAUGAGGUUGGCAGUCUGAGAGGCCUAACCUUCUGUCACUUCCUACAGGGCUGAUGGUUUCGCAGUGACCCUUAAUGAAAUAUUUUGUAGGAUUUUGUUAGAGGGAGAGCUGGAUACCCACGUGCAGGAGGAAUUAAAUUGUUGGGAGAGAGUGGCAAAACCAUACCACUCUGAUAGAUUCAUUUUUCAGUCAGUAUGUUCAUUUUUAAAAAAGAGAUGCAUUGGCCUUACAACCAAAUUUAUUCUUGUGAAAUAAGAACUGCUAAUAAUCUUGCAUCUUCAAGAAUCUGAUGACGGAGCUUUGUAGGAAUGUAUACUAGGGGUGGACCAGGACCCGGCCAAUUCCCUCCAAUUGGAGUCAGCUAUUUAAUUGAGGGCCAAGGAGGUAAUAGCUUUUCGGGUUUUUUCUUUUCAACCUGUUACCAUUAUCAGAAAAUGAUAUAUAAGGAUACUGAUAGCAGCUGACUGGUAAAUCAUAAAAUAAGCCUUGACAAAGGGAAUAAGUGGAAUAGGUAAGAAUACAUCAAUCCUUUAAUGACCUGCUAAGGGAAAAAUAAGCAAAACUGACUUUUAAAUUUUAAAUAUUCGUGCAAAAUCUAAAUUCUACAAAGUCUACUUCUUUUUAAUUCUCUUAACAUAUGACAAUCUAAAUCUUAAAAGCAUUAUGCUCUGUAAAGAAUGUUGUCAGAUAGCUUUGCUGAAAAAUUUAUCUUCUAAAGCUCAGAGAAAGGAAUAAUAUUGUCCCCAUAAUCUUUGAUCCCAAUCACUUUGGGUCUGAAGAGGGACCCCUCUCCCUGCCCACAACCUCCCCCAACAUUUUACUUGUGAGUCCUACAUUUUCUACAGGUAAAAUUAAACCAAGCAGGAAUACUCCUUUCUGUCAAAACAACAAGCAAGUUACAGUGUAAAUAGUUAUAUUAGUUAUUUUCCAUGUGAAAUAUAAGAUUUUGUGACUUCUUUUGGCACUUAGACAGUUCUUUGUCUGAAAUGGUUCAUUUUGACCCAUUUCCUUGGUCAGUCAGGCGGAAACGGAAGGCCUCUGUUUGUAAGUGGACUCCUGUAUAUCUAACUUUUGAUUAUGUGGGACCAAUGGCCAGUAUAUUCUAAAAAAAACUCCCAACCCUUGUCUAGCAUUAAACUGUUCACCUUGCCAUGUCUAUCUCGCAACAAGACCUAACUUGCACAUGCCUGUUAUUCUGCAUGAUUGGACUCAAGAGACUAUUACCAAUGAUAAGAAUUGUGCUGUGUCAGUGUUUAUAAAAUGGACUUAAAGCACACCCACAUUCAUAUACACCUCACCCUUAUAGCUCUAGGUCAACCCUGGAAGGCAAAACCAUGCAUGUCCAGUUUCUUUGCAAGGUCUUAGUGUGAGAACUAAAAGUCAGCCUGAUGGAUCAAAUGCAAUCUCAGUGAUGUUUAAUAAGGAUUUUAAAUUAUUUAAAUCAUAUCUGUGUUCCUUCUCACUCUUUUUCAUUUCUAUUUAUGCCCUUUAUCUUCAAAAUGUCGGUGGAACAAGAGGGUGAGUGGGGAGAACUUUGGCUUUUUUGGACUCUUUGUAGGUGGAUGCUGAAUCAACACAUUGUGAUUUCUGUUUCUUAUGAACUAUUAAAAACCAGAGCAAAUCUGCUUCCCUUAACAUAAAACCAAAUCAAAUCCAGA
Molecule: messenger RNA, 6560 nt
Organism: Neofelis nebulosa (Clouded leopard)
Lineage: Eukaryota; Metazoa; Chordata; Mammalia; Carnivora; Felidae
Gene: MAPK10
Product: mitogen-activated protein kinase 10
Exons: 14
Coding region: 570-1850 (426 amino acids)
Biological process (GO): protein phosphorylation; JNK cascade
Cellular component (GO): cytoplasm; nucleus
Molecular function (GO): JUN kinase activity; ATP binding
Source: RefSeq, a predicted model, not a curated record